UGGAAAUAACUCGAACUUGACGGGUGUAAAAUGAACUUCCAACAUUUUCUUCAUUUUCUUUCCUUUCUCACACAGUUCAUCACUAUCUUUCCACCGUUUGGUGCAAAGUACGAACUCUCCUUGCUUUCGUAAACAAAUUUGACUGAAGAAGAAGAAACGGAAGAUUAGGAACGCUCGCUCUCAUAUUUUUUAUCUGGCUCUAUUGAGUUUAUUUCUGUCAGAACCGAAAUCUGAAAGAAAUUAAUCGUCACGUUCGGAUGGAACUGGAAAAUGUUUUAACACAAGCCUCUGUUUGGUUGAUGAUAAGUAUGUGUGUGGGGGAAGGGAGGGAACGGGUGGGGAACGAGAUUGGAGUUUGUAUUGUGUCCUCUUGCUGAGAUUUCUUGCCCAACGUUGGUAAAACCCACCUCAACUGGGAUUCGAAUGGUUAUAUUCGAGACAGCUGAGUGGUGGGACUUUGUUUCCUCUGAUUCUAACGAUGGAAAAUCUAAAAUUUGGAAUUUGAUUUUCUGAUUCUUUAUCGAUAAAGAAUUAUAACAAUAGGAGAAAGACCUGGGAUUUCCUCCAAUUUCUUACUUUUUUGUUAAUUGUGGACGAUGAUGACGAUAUGAAUCUGGAAUUUUAUGUCUGAUUGAGUUUUCAAUCGCUUAUAGGUUGUGUUGCAUUGCUCUGUAGCCCUUUUAGCCGAACACACGGAUGGGUGAUUCUUCAAAUCUGGAUUUGAUAAGCGAUCUUCCUCAAAGCAUUAUAGAGAGCAUUCUCACACGGUUACCAAUAAGAGAUGCAGUAAGAACAAGUUUUUUAUCUAGUAAGUUUAGGUACAGAUGGGCUACACUCACUCAUCUUGUAUUUGAUGAAGACUGUGUUACUUUAUCCAAUGACCGAGCUCUUUUUGAGGAUAAGCUUAUAAACUUUAUUACUCGGGCUCUAUUUCUUCACGAAGGACCAAUUCACAAGUUCCAGCUUUGUACUUCAUACUUGCAAAGUUGCCCAGAGAUAGAUCAAUGGAUACUUUUCCUUUCAAGGAAAGAUAUCAAGGAAUUGGUCCUUGAAUUAGGUGAAAGUGAGUGGAUCAGGAUACCUUCAUGUCUUUUCAAAUGUAAAAAAUUAAUUCGUCUGGAGCUGUUUCGUUGUGAGCUGGACCCGCCUCCUACUUUUAAAGGAUUUUUGUGUUUGAAGAGCCUUAAUCUUUACCAAGUUUUUGUUGCCUCUGAUGCAAUUGAAAGUCUUAUUUCAAGUUGCCCUCUUCUUGAGAGGCUAUCACUCUCUUACUCGGAUAGUUUAACUCUAAAUAUUUAUGCUCCAAAUCUCAAGUACCUGUGCCUUGAAGGUGAAUUCAAAGACAUAUGUCUUCAAAAUACUCCUCUUCUUAUUGAAAUGUCUGUUGCUAUGUAUAUGACCGAGGACAUUGCCGAACACAUGCAGCAAAGUUCAAGUUGCAAUUUUAUCAAGCUGCUUGGCAGUGUACCAUAUCUUGAAAGGCUCACUGGGCGUAUCUACUUCACAAAGUACUUAAGUAUAGAUGAUGAUCGAGGAAGACUUUCAGUUACAUAUAGCCAUUUGAAGAUUAUCGAAUUAUAUCAAGUAAGUUUUGAAGAUAUGAAAGAGAUACUUGUUGUUCUCCACUUGAUUACGAACUCUCCUAAUUUGAAGGAACUUCAAAUCUCGGGUUCCUCAAACACACUAGCUGCUAUGGAAGCAACUGAUUUGGAUUUUUGGGAUAAAGAAUGCCCUUCGCCUUGCUUAUUUGAGAGACUUAAAGUUGUGAAGAUGACAGAGAUGUCAGGGGUACCACAUGAAAUGGAAUUUAUCAAGUUUUUGCUUGAAAGGUCUCCAGUGCUCGAGGUAAUGAGUAUCAUGCCUUGUCCAUCUGUUAUGGACGGAAGAUUGAAUAUGUUGAUUGAGUUGGUGAGGUUUCGCCGGGCUUCUGCACGAGCAGAAAUUUUAUUCAUCCAAUGCUAAACAUUUUGCAUGUCAUGUAAAGUUUCUUUCAUUUUCUCAUCUGCCUGUUGUUUCAUAGCUUUUGCCAGAGUUUGAUUCCAACUGCAUUAUUUAAAACCUUAAUGUGAAAUAAUAGUGCAUAAAUGUUGCUGUUGAA
Messenger RNA from Juglans regia (Persian walnut), 2098 nucleotides. RefSeq names its product F-box/FBD/LRR-repeat protein At1g13570. The transcript has 4 exons. Gene Ontology annotation, molecular function: protein binding. Lineage: Eukaryota; Viridiplantae; Streptophyta; Magnoliopsida; Fagales; Juglandaceae. Bases 697 to 1962 code for a protein of 421 amino acids. The record is from RefSeq and is a predicted model, not a curated record.